CCCGGCUCUGGGAGGGGAGUGGGGGCUGGUGGGUUAGAGCAGGGGGGCUGGGAGCCAGGACUCCUGGGUUCUCUCCCCGGCUCUGGGAGGGGAGUGGGAGCCGGGGGCGGGAGGUUAGAGCCUUUUCCCAUUGAUGGGGAACUCGCGCCACCAUGUGGCUGUAGGAGCAGCUGCAGCCCAUGUGCUGCGGGGUGGGAAGGCAGCCCGGGCUUCUCUAAGACCCAGACCUGGACUGGGAUUUCGGGGUGUCCCCGCCACUCCCCAGCAACGUGCUGUCCUGUGGGGGAAACAUGCAGCCCUGCCCCCAAACCCUGUAUCCAACAGGGACCCCCUGUGACAGACCCCCCUGCUCUGACCACCAGACCCUCUCCCAGAGCUGGGGAGAGAACCCAGGAGUCCUGGCUCCCAGGCCCCACUGCUCUAACCACCAGCCCCCACUCCCCUCCCAGAGCCAGGGGGAUAACCCAGGAGUCCUAGCCCCCAUCCCACUCGACCUCACCACUUACAUCCAUCCCCUCCUUUCCCCCAAUAUCUGGGGGGGGUCUAAUAUGUGGGGGCUGCUUCUGUGUCGGUACCUCUCAGCGGCGCUGCCGCCCACGCCCAGCAGGGGGAGCCCUGACCUCGCUUCUCCCGGCCCCUUGCAUUUGAGGGGUGGGGGGUGCUGGGGUUCUCGGGCCCCCCAUUCCCAGCUUUUCCCGGCUCCCCGCAUCCGGUGCCCAUUCACCCCCCCCCCUCAAUUCUUAUACUUUAUCUGAGGAACUCUAGGGUGGACCCAGGCGUCCUGCUGCGGGGGAACCCAGUCCACCCCUCCCCCAUACACACUGGAUGGGGGGGAGGACUGUCCUACAUAGCAGCAGCUCCUCCCCGCGCAGAGCCUCACACUCCCAGCGCUGGGGGGGGGCACCCUGGGGUGCGGUCCCUUUAAGAGUCACUGCGGCUCUGAACGCAGCGUCCCUCCCCCUCCAGCUUUGGGGGGGUGGGGGGCUGUGAUCAGACUGCAGGAAGGAGAGUGGAUGUCAGAGUUCAUCCCCUUAAGAGAGAACCCAGGAGUCCGGGCUCCCAGCCCCCCUGCUCUAACCACCAGCCCCAACUCCCCUCCCAGAGCUGGGGAGAGAACCCAGGAGUCCUGGCUCCCAGCCCCCACUGCUCUGACCCACCAGCCCCCACUCCCUUCUCAGAGUCAGGGAGAGAACCCAGGAGUCCUGGCUUCCAGCCCCCCCUGCUCUGACCCACCAGCCCCCACUCUCGUCCCAGAGCCAGGGAGAGAACCCAGGAGUCCUGGCUUCCAGCCCCCCUGCUCUAACCCACCAGCCCCCACUUCCCUCCCAGAGCCGGGGAGAGAACCCAGGAGUCCUGGCUCCCAGCCCCCCUGCUCUGACCCACCAGCCCCCACUCCCCUCCCAGAGCCGGGAAGAGAACCCAGGAGUCCUGGCUCCUUCCCCCACUGCUCUAACCACCAGCCCCCACUCCCCUCCCAGAGCUGGGGAGAGAACCCAGGAGUCCGGGCUCCCAGCCCCCCUGCUCUAACCCACCAGCCCCCACUCCCCUCCCAGAGCUGGGGAGAGAACCCAGGAGUCCGGGCUCCCAGCCCCCCUGCUCUGACCCACCAGCCCCCACUCCCCUCUCAGAGUCAGGGAGAGAACCCAGGAGUCCUGGCUCCCAGCCCCCCCUGCUCUAACCCACCAGCCCCCACUCCCCUCCCAGAGCUGGGGAGAGAACCCAGGAGUCCGGGCUCCCAGCCCCCCUGCUCUAACCCACCAGCCCCCACUCCCCUCCCAGAGCUGGGGAGAGAACCCAGGAGUCCGGGCUCCCAGCCCCCCUGCUCUGACCCACCAGCCCCCACUCCCCUCUCAGAGUCAGGGAGAGAACCCAGGAGUCCUGGCUCCCAGCCCCCCCUGCUCUAACCCACCAGCCCCCACUCCCCUCCCAGAGCUGGGGAGAGAACCCAGAAGUCCUGGCUCCCCCUGCCCCGCUCUAACCAUCAGCCCCCACUCCCCUCUCAAAGCCGCCAAUCCAUCUACUUCCCUCCCACCAUCCCUUGCCCUGGACCAGUGGGCGGAGCCUGUUAUGCUAAUGAGGCCGAGGCUGCGCUGCACUGUGCCGCGAACCCUCCGGGACUGGGGGGACCCUCUCUGCCCCCCUCCCCGCCACUUCCCCCCCCAACCCCACUCGCCCACCUCUCCCGCAUGGCCUCGGCCCUUCCCCCACCCCAGAUUUCGGACACCCCCCUUCCGGGGACAGGGAAGGAGGAACGAGGGGGGGUUGCAGUCACCCUAACGCUAAAGAGCCAGGACCCCCGGGGGUCCCAGCCCCCCCAUUGUGGCUGAGCCAUGCAGGUCUCUAUCGCCUGCACCGAGCAGAGUCUGCGGAGCCGCAGCACCGAGGAGCGGCUCUGCACGGGGGGGCGCGGGGCGCCGGCCCCGGGGGGCCAGGGAAAUGGGGGGCACCAGCCCCCUAAGGGGGCCCGGGGGCUGGCGGCGGUGGCGGGGCUGCGGGCUCCCGGCCAGAACCUGCCCCACAUCGCGUUCCUGCUGCGGGAGUCCACGGGGCUGGCCACCGGCAUGAAAUACAGAAAUCUGGGGAAAUCCGGGCUCCGUGUGUCCUGCCUCGGGCUUGGCACCUGGGUGACGUUUGGCUCCCAGAUCUCAGACGAGACUGCAGAGAACGUGAUGACCAUCGCCUACGAGAACGGGGUCAACCUCUUCGACACGGCUGAGGUCUACGCUUCCGGCAAGGCAGAAAAAACUCUGGGCAACAUCCUGCGAAGCAAAGGCUGGAGGCGAUCCAGCUACGUUGUCACCACCAAGAUCUACUGGGGUGGCCAGGCGGAGACGGAGCGGGGCCUCUCCCGGAAGCACAUCAUUGAGGGGCUAAGGGGGUCGCUGGAGCGGCUGCAGCUGGGCUACGUCGAUAUCGUCUUUGCCAACCGCAUGGACGUCAACAGCCCCAUGGAAGAGUAUGACCCCAAUUUCCGCCUACUGCUACUGGAAGAGAUCGUGCGGGCCAUGACUUACGUCAUCAACCAGGGCAUGGCCAUGUACUGGGGCACCUCGCGCUGGAGCGCCAUGGAGAUCAUGGAGGCGUAUUCGGUGGCCCGGCAGUUCAACCUCGUGCCGCCGGUGUGCGAACAGGCUGAGUACCACAUGUUUCAGCGUGACAAGGUGGAGUCACAACUUCCUGAGCUCUACCACAAGAUCGGUGUGGGUGCCGUGACCUGGUCCCCCCUGGCCUGCGGCCUCAUCACUGGCAAGUAUGAGGAGCGGGUCCCCGAGAACUGCCGGGCCACCAUCAAGGGCUACCAGUGGCUGAAGGAGAAGCUGCAGAGCGACGACGGGCGGAAGCAACAGGCCAAGAUCAAGGAGCUGCAGCCCAUCGCCGAGCGUCUGGGCUGCACCGUGGCCCAGCUGGCCAUCGCCUGGUGCCUGCGCUCUGAGGGCGUCAGCUCCGUCUUGCUCGGGGUGUCCAGCACCGAACAGCUGAUCGAGAACCUGGGAGCCAUCCAUGUGCUAGCCCAGCUGACCCCGCCCGUCAUUCAGGAAAUCGACGCCCUCCUUGGCAACAAGCCCAAUACGAAAAAAGAGUCCCGGGCGUAGGGACACAUCGGCGCCCGGGACUGUGCACGCCCUUGUCCCACCGGACUGCGUAUCCCUCCGCCUGGCUCUCUGCACUGCCUGGGAGGAGGAGGUGCUGCUUCGCGCAUGACCUAAGACCACCCCCCGUAUCCCUCCGCCCCCCACCCCUCCCGGCUGCUGCUUCGACCCAUCCCCAUUGCCGGCAUGAGCCAGGGGAUUGGCGGGCAAGAGGCCCCGCCCACCCUUCCAGCUUUCCCGCCGGAUCUCGCCAGCCGCUUCGCCUCCCGUGGUAUCCAUGCUCCCGUUUUUAAAGGGACGGGCCACCGCCUCGUGCUGGGGGACGGGCGAGGAAUUCGUUGAUCGAGCUAACGAACCCAGCUGACGUGGAGAACCAAGGGGCACUUGUGGCUUUCCCUGCGCACACCCCCCCCCCCCGUUGGCUUCUGUGUAGCUCUCGGACUCUGCCCCCCCAGCUGGCUGGCGCCCCCUGCUGGGGACUUGGGGAAUUCCCUUCGGGGGACUAUUUUUCUCUCCCCCCGCCCCCCCACUUUCCCUGUAGGGGAAAGAUAUUGAUCAAAUCCACCCAGGACAUUUCUCUUUCCACUUGAGUUUCUUUCUCCGCUUUAAAUGAAAACACAACACAACCCAUCGGUCAGCCAGAGCCAGCUCUUCCUAUAGCAAUAAUGCUCCAGUGAGGGGGAGGGCAUGGGGGGGCUACAGGCCCCCCCCAUCCAGGAACACCCUCCCCACUCCUGCUUUCGCACAAUCCUGGCUUCCGGUCGGCCGGCGGCUGGACAGAUGAGCCCGUCCUCUCGGGGUUCGUGGACUCUGUACAGAAACGAGAGCAGCGCAUCCGCUUCUCCCAGGGACGCGAUGUAGCCGCAGAUGGGGGUGACGGGCCUGGCUGCCGGCGAAAACCCAGAGGAAAGCGAGGGGGACGGGACCCAGGAGUCCGGGACAAAGUCUCCACUCCCCCUCCCCUGAAACGUCCUUUUCCUUUGCUUCCUGGCCUACGUUCUCGUGGAGUUGCAGGCGGCAGUUCAGCAGCUGCCAUGACUCGCCCCAGAGGUGGCUGCAUCUCAGCACCGGGCGAGGGGUCCCUGGGUAACCAGCCACCCCGCCCCAGAGGUGGCUGCAUCUCAGCACUAGGCCAGGAGUCCCUGGGUAACCAGCCGCCCCGCCCCAGAGGUGAUUGCAUCUCAGCACCAGGCCAGGGGUCCCUGGGUAACCAGCUGCCCCACCCCAGAAGUGGCCGCAUCUCGGCGCUGAACGGGAUCCAAUCUCUCGCCAGCUCUGGAGAACAGCUGCUGAGCGUGUCGCUGUAACUCUGCCUGUAACGUAGCAUGGCACCGGCUCCCUCGCGGCUGCACCAAUUGGCCCCAGCUCUGCCCCGGGUCUGGGCACGGUUCCCUCCCCACCCUGAACCGGGGUCUUUUUCGCAGACCCUGUGUGACCCUGCAGUGCACCUCAACAGCCAAUAGGGGGCGCGUUUUUCGUAGAUCCCACCAGAUGACUUUUAAACUCCGGGGUGGGUUAGAGCAGGGGGGGCUGGGAGCCAGGACUCCUGGGUUCUGUCCCUGGCUCUGGGAGGGGAGUGGGGACUGGUGGGUUAGAGCAGGGGGGGGCUGGGAGCCCGGACUCCUGGGUUCUAUUCCUAGCUGAUGCAGUCUGUGACCUUGGCCAUGUUCUCCGCUGUUCAUAAUGAGCCACUUGAAAGGCAGGUUCUGCGGCUGAAUGGGUGUUUGCUCCGCAGCAGUGCGUGAAAGCUUAGAAUAGCUCAAGGCCUGAAAUAGCUGAGGGGCUGCGGAGCUGGGGGGGGUCCAGGUGUGGGUCUAUCUCAGGGCUGCGCCUCCCCUCCCAGGUGAUGCGGUGCAUUGCAGGUCGUUUUGUUGGGCCCCCCUGCCCUGUAGACUCACCCCACACAGACACCCACCCCCAGCCCUAUAGAUCCCUUGGGUUCGGCUGUGGAAGCGUUGCUCUCUUGUCGGAAGAAGGUUGAAAUGUAAAAAGGAAAAUAAUAAAUUAGUAACCAACUGA
Gopherus flavomarginatus (Mexican gopher tortoise) is the source of this 5609-nucleotide messenger RNA. It is a transcript of the gene KCNAB3, whose product is annotated as potassium voltage-gated channel subfamily A regulatory beta subunit 3. Gene Ontology annotation, cellular component: membrane; voltage-gated potassium channel complex; cytoplasm. The coding region runs from base 2331 to 3593 and encodes 420 amino acids. Gene Ontology annotation, molecular function: potassium channel regulator activity; voltage-gated potassium channel activity; transmembrane transporter binding. NCBI's taxonomy places the organism in Eukaryota, Metazoa, Chordata, Testudines, Testudinidae. The record is from RefSeq and is a predicted model, not a curated record. The transcript has 16 exons. Gene Ontology annotation, biological process: potassium ion transport; regulation of potassium ion transmembrane transport.